Messenger RNA from Aaosphaeria arxii CBS 175.79, 1140 nucleotides. RefSeq names its product FtsJ-domain-containing protein. Bases 1 to 1140 code for a protein of 379 amino acids. NCBI's taxonomy places the organism in Eukaryota, Fungi, Ascomycota, Dothideomycetes, Pleosporales. Gene Ontology annotation, biological process: cytoplasmic translation; tRNA methylation. Gene Ontology annotation, molecular function: tRNA methyltransferase activity. The transcript is spliced from 2 exons. The record is from RefSeq and is a predicted model, not a curated record. Gene Ontology annotation, cellular component: cytoplasm.
AUGGGAAAAUCAUCCAAAGACAAGCGAGAUGCGUACUAUCGCCUUGCCAAAGAGGAGGGCUGGCGUGCGCGAUCGGCAUACAAAUUGCUUCAAAUCGAUGAGCAAUUCAAUCUGUUCGAAGGAGUCACACGAGUUGUAGAUCUAUGCGCCGCGCCCGGGAGUUGGAGUCAAGUCCUGUCACGCGUACUGAUCAAAGGAGAGACCUUUGGAAGAGCUGGAUGGGAAGAGAAACAGAAAGAGGCCCGAAACUAUGUUCUUGGUAUGAAAGAUGAAAAGUCCCAGGCCACGGAAGAGAAAAAGCAAAUUGAGCCUAGAAAACCACGUGAGGGAGUCCGGAUCGUGUCUAUCGACUUACAACCCAUGAGUCCUCUUGAGGGUGUUACCACUCUGCGUGCCGAUAUCACACAUCCAUCGACCAUCCCACUUCUUCUCAAAGCACUGGAUCCCGAUACUUACGAUCCUUCUUCCACGUCUCCAUCUGCCCCUGUAGACCUAGUCAUAUCCGAUGGAGCUCCUGACGUCACUGGUUUGCAUGAUCUUGAUAUCUAUGUCCAAUCUCAACUGUUGUGGGCGGCUUUGAACCUUGCACUAUGUGUGCUGAAGCCAGGAGGAAAAUUCGUUGCCAAGAUCUUCCGCGGUAAAGAUGUUGAUCUUCUCUUCGCACAGCUCAAGAUUGUGUUUGAUAGAGUUCGCGUUGCAAAGCCAAGGAGUAGUCGUGCAAGCAGUAUCGAGGCAUUUGUAGUGUGUGAAGGCUUCCAUCCACCGGAAGGAUUCAAGGCUAGCCUGGACGUGCCGCUGGGGGCUGGAAUAGAUCUCCCACAGAUCGAGAAGGAAGCCGUGGAUGCUGAUAAGAAGCCGUCCAGCAAGCAGAGAGAAGAUGGAGCCAUCGAACUAGAACUCCCGUCCGAAGACGACGAGGGUGGACCAGAGGGUGGGUCCCGUUGGAUUGCGCCGUUCCUUGCUUGCGGAGACCUUUCAGCGUACGACUCAGAUGCGACUUACCAGCUACCGAAAGAUAGGGUGUCUCUCGACCCAGUGCAGCCACCCACCAUGCCACCCUAUAAGAAGGCACUUGAGAUGAGAAAACUAGCUGGCGGCGCAUACGGGAAGACGAGAGGGCAAGAGAACACAUCAGCUUGA